AUGCAGGCCGCCGGAGCCAACCGCGCCCUGGCCCCCGCGGCGGCGCCUGCCGUGAAGGCCCGCUGCUGUGGGCCGGCAAGGGUGGGACGUCGGGGAGCUGCCCGGGUGACAUGCAUGGCGGCAGGCGCCACUGAACCCAAAAAGGUUCUGCUGAUGGGUGGCUCACGCUUCAUCGGGGUCUACUUGAGCCGUAUGUUGAUCGAAGCUGGCCAUGAUGUCACGCUGUACACGAGGGGAAAGAAAGAUGUAGCUUAUCAAAUCCCUGAUGACACGGACGAGAGCUAUGCCAAGUUUGCAGCUAGUGUGCACCACAUCAAGGGUGACCGGAAGGAUGAAGCCGAUUUGAAGGCUAAACUGUCUGGGCAAGGUUUCCAAGUUGUCUACGACAUCAAUGGAAGGGAAGCAUCCGAAGCUGCCCCUCUGCUUGACACGAUGAAAGAUCUUGAACAGUAUAUUUUCUGCUCAUCGGCUGGUGUGUACCUCAAGUCUGGGCAAAUGCCCCAUUGUGAGGUUGAUGCUGUCGACCCCAAAUCCAGGCACAAGGGCAAGUUGGAGACUGAGGACCUGCUGGACAAGAGCGGCGUGAACUGGACAUCAUUGCGCCCUGUGUAUAUCUAUGGGCCACUCAACUACAAUCCCGUCGAAGAAUGGUUUUUCCACAGAAUCAAGGCAGGCCGCCCAGUGCCAGUUCCGGGAUCGGGGAUGCAGAUCACUCAGCUUGGCCAUGUCAAGGACUUGGCCUCUGCAUUCGUGAAGGUGUUGGCCAACCCCACCGCCUAUGGCCAGAUCUACAACAUCUCAGGCGAGAGGUAUGUCACCUUCGACGGGCUGGCGCUGGCCUGCGCCGAGGCCAUGGGCGCCCCUGAGCCAGAGCUCGUGCACUAUGACCCCAAGUCGAUGGACUUUGGCAAGGCCAAGGCCUUCCCCUUCAGGGACCAGCACUUCUUUGCGUCGAUCGACAAGGCAGAGAGGCAGCUGGACUGGAAGCCUGAAUUCGGACUCGUUGAUGGGCUCAGGGAUUCCUACCAAAAGGACUUUGGCAGGGGCAACUACAGGAAAGAGGCCGACUUCACGACCGAUGACAUGGUUUUGGAAAAGGUCAAGGGAGUUGUCGCGGUCUGA
This is a messenger RNA of Ostreobium quekettii, 1122 nucleotides long. NCBI's taxonomy places the organism in Eukaryota, Viridiplantae, Chlorophyta, Ulvophyceae, Bryopsidales, Ostreobiaceae. The record is from the annotation of a GenBank genome assembly.